Cuscuta epithymum is the source of this 1337-nucleotide messenger RNA. NCBI's taxonomy places the organism in Eukaryota, Viridiplantae, Streptophyta, Magnoliopsida, Solanales, Convolvulaceae. The record is from the annotation of a GenBank genome assembly.
GAAAAGCAAACAAGCUAAUUGAGCCAUACAUACAGAUAGUCAGAUACAAACCAAUUGCAGUAAUAUAGUAUUCAUCAAUUCAAUGGCUGAAGUUUAUAACAACUUAAAGCAGGCUGCAUCUUGCACUAUCAUUUUGGCAUUUGUGUUUUCCUUUGGUUUCCAAACAGCAGUGGGAAGUAGAGCUUUAACCUACGCCCCCAAUGAAAAGGGGUCUGCAGCAUCACCGGCUGUGCCGCUUGGAGAUGAUUCCACAUGGACUACCCUCGGCCAUAGUCCGGGCAUAGGGCACAAUACCCCACCCCGGGCUUCGCGCGCUUUUGACACAUUUUCACAUGUGGAUGAUUUCAGACCGACUGACCCCGGUCACAGUCCCGGCGCCGGUCACUCAACCCCACCCCCUGCUUCGGACGCUUUUGCCAAAUUUUCACACGUGGAUGAUUUCCGACCGACUGACCCCGGUCACAGUCCCGGGGCCGGUCACUCAACCCCAUCCCUUGCUUCGGACGCUUUUGCCAAAUUUUCACACGUGGAUGAUUUCCGACCGACUGACCCUGGUCACAGUCCCGGGGCCGGUCAUGCAUAAUAGCCCUCGUCUACCAAUACGUGCCCCAUAUACACAUCGAUAUACAAUCUAGCAUAUGUUAUUAUAUACUACUCUAUAAAUACACUAUUAUGACGUUAAAUUAAAUACGUAGUAUGUUGAAGAUGGAGUCUUGUUCUUAGGUUCAGAGCAGAUACCCGACCGGGUAUGGUCAGCCACCCGACCGGGUAUGUUGAAGCAGAGACCGGGGGAUCUCACUGGAUGUGAGACCCGACCGGGUCAGGGAAGGGACCCGACCGGGUCAGCAAGGCAGAAGCCUUCUGUUUUGGAAACCCGACCUGGUUUCCACCGGGUUUGUGUUCUGUGAAGGAGACCCGACCGGGUCAAAUAAGAGACCCGACCGGGUCAGGCGACGGGAAUUUUAAAAACAGGCUUAAUUUUGGGCCUGCGGCUCUAAUCUCAGUUUAGGUUUUCCUAAACCUAUUUAAACGACUCUUAUGUACUUGUAAACCUCUUGGGGACGCUGAUAAUAAUACAUACUCUCUCUCGUUCGCCGUGGACUAGCGUAAUCACCCCGAUUACGUGAACCACGUUAAUUCUUGUGUUCUUGCUCUUAAUUUAUCGUUUAUCUUUGCCUAAUUGUAACAAUUGGUAUCAGAGCUAUGGCUGACGAAGGGAAGGUUAAGAUCGAUAAAUUUGAUGGUCAAGAUUUCGCUUUCUGGAAGAUGCAGAUCGAGGAUUAUCUCUACCAGAAGAAGCUUCAUCAACCGUUGUCUGAGAACAAACCAGAAACGAU